AUGGCUAAUUCCUCAGAGCUUCCGAGCCAGCCUGCAAGGCUGCCAACCAUACUGGGAGACGUGUCGGGCGAGGUCCGAGAACGGAAGAAGACUCACGUUACGGUCACCAUAGUCGAGCCGCCUCAUCAUGCCAGACAGACUCUGCAGCGGCUCCCAGCACGCAUUCGUGGCAUGCAAAGUCGAUGGCAGACUAUAAAGGAAGAUCUUCCUCCUCAGCUUUCCCGGAAGCACAUUGGUAUGAUAUCCGUCGGGGGUGUGAUCGGGACUGGACUGUUUCUCGGUUCUGGGGAGGCACUCGUGAAUGGGGGGCCUAUUGGCGCUCUGAUUGGCUACAGCAUCAUCGGUUCGGUUGUCUACUGUCUCUUAAUCAUACUCUGCAGGCCGAACGUUGGAGGAGUUGUGGGACUGGCUGAUCUGUAUGUUGAUCCUGCCCUCGGCUUUUCCAUGGGUUGGGCAGCUUGGUACAAUUGGAGCAUAACCCUUCCUGCGGAGGUCUCUGCGGCUGUACUUCUUCUUGGUUAUUGGAUCCCUAAGGACAUCCUAUCUGAUGGAACAUUAUAUGGGCUUACAGGCCUUUUUUUAUCUGUUGCAGUGAUAAUCAAUCUUUUUCCAUCAAGAAUUUAUGGAGAGUUUGAAUUCUGGUUUUCUACCCUCAAGGUGCUCACAAUUGUGAUCAUCAUCAUAGUCAGCCUUGCCUUGGAUUUUGGCAUUGGAACAGGGAAGCCAAUAGGAUUCAAGCUGUGGGAAGAGCCAUUUGCAGAGAGCUAUAUGGGAAUAUCUGGUCCAAAGGGGCAGUUUUUAGGAUUUCUGGCAGUUCUUAUGCAGGCAGGAUUCUCUUUUUUUGGGUCUGAAGUACCAGGCAUUGCUGCAGGAGAGGUGAUUGAUGCAACAAGGAAUGUGCCACGUGCCUUGGGUAGGGUCUGGGUCAGGAUCACACUCUUUUAUAUUGGUGGCAUUAUAUGUGCAGGACUUCUGGUCCACCCUACAAAUCCAGACUUGAUUCAACAAACAUCUACUGGUGCUAAAUCUCCAUUUGUGAUUGCUUUCAAUUCUGCUGGCAUACCUGUUCUGGCACAUAUACUCAAUGCUGCUAUGUUGCUUUCUGCCUGGUCUGCAGCAGCUUCUGAUAUUUAUAUCAGUAGCAGAUUUUUGUUCUUUCUUGCUCACUGUGGGCAUGCACCUCAGUUUUUCAAAUCUCUUCUUAGAUAUCCUCACUUACCACCAAGUGAAUCUGGUGAAAAUACCAAUGAUGGUGAAGAUGAAGCAGAUGAAGAAGAGAUUGAAGAUUUCUAUUCCUGCAUUGAUGUUUCAAUACAUGAUAUCUCUCUAGUUCCAGACCAGCCAAUUUCUCUGCCAGAUUCUUCAAGUACAAGGGCAGCUGAUGAGAUUACUGUUACAAGGCAAGAAUUGACUUAUGUAUUGCCACUUGCUAGUGUAUUGGCAUCAGCAUCACUUGGCUUGCUUGCCAUGCUAGCUGGAAGCAAUAGUGCUGAUGAGGCAUUUACAUGGCUAGUAUCUGUUGCAAGUGUAGCCUCACUGCAGUCUUGGGCUGCAAUGCUGUUCAUAUACAUAAGAUGGCAUCAUGGCACUAUAUAUGCUGAGGAGAAAAACAAGCAGCUCAAUGAGCCAAGUGCUGAACUAAUAGAACAGCUUAAAAUUAUUCAAAACCAUAGGCAUGCUGGACAGCCAUAUCUUGCAUGGUAUGCAUUUAUAAUCUGCCUGAUUAUUUUGCUUGUCAAUGGAUGGGAUGUCUUUAUCCAUAAUGAUUGGCAAAUUGCUGAAACUGAUGCAACUCCUGCACUAUGUUCAACUCCAUCCUGUAGAAACACUACACCUGUUUCUACAUUCUUAGCUUCUUAUGUGCCAUUACUAGGGGGUCUCGUUCCGCCCAAAAUUGCGACGCCGUCAAUUCUGUCUUCCGGCUCUGGAGCAGGAUUAGGCCCGCUGGUCAACUUCUACUCAAAGUUGCCCAAAGGCCCCGCCCCUGCGUCUGCUGUGGGUGGACUCAAGGCCAGGUUCUUCAACGGAAAGAACGCAUCGGCCGCGCCUCUGCUUUUCACCAUCUUGUCAAUUUUCGGCCUCGGGUACACCAUUGACUACCAGAUGCACCUGAAGAACCACAAGAACCACCCCCACUAA
Molecule: messenger RNA, 2139 nt
Organism: Fibroporia radiculosa
Lineage: Eukaryota; Fungi; Basidiomycota; Agaricomycetes; Polyporales; Fibroporiaceae
Exons: 24
Coding region: 1-2139 (712 amino acids)
Biological process (GO): proton motive force-driven ATP synthesis; amino acid transmembrane transport
Cellular component (GO): membrane
Molecular function (GO): amino acid transmembrane transporter activity
Source: RefSeq, a predicted model, not a curated record